Lates calcarifer (barramundi perch) is the source of this 5919-nucleotide messenger RNA. Its product is annotated as mucin-2. NCBI's taxonomy places the organism in Eukaryota, Metazoa, Chordata, Actinopteri, Centropomidae. The record is from RefSeq and is a predicted model, not a curated record. The transcript has 5 exons. The coding region runs from base 790 to 3321 and encodes 843 amino acids.
CGUGCCGCGCGGACUUGACGUGCUGCUGGCGCUGAUGGCGGCGGGGCUGGCGGAGGGUCGCACCGAGGAGGGAGCGCGAGGAGGAGGCGGGGAACCGGAGAGACAGAGAGAGGAGGCCCCGGCGGCACCGAGCACCGACACCGACACACCGACAGUAACCACACCGAGGCCCGGACACCGACACCGAGGAGGACGGACGGACGGACGGACGCAGCGUUCAGGCCUUCAUCCCAUUGGCUCUCAUCCCGUCUCGCUCCACCAGCCGGUACUCCACUACAGCUGCAGUACUCGUAGUAUUUAGAUGCAGUAGUCAGUAGUAACACCUGUGUUUGUUAGCUAAUCUGAGCUCUGAGGCAGGAGGGGAUAACAGCUGAUAGCUUUCGUACACGACGCUAACACAAAUGAAUUUUGGUGCUAUCGGACCUGGAACGACGCCCACGGGCCCCAAACUGGUUCCUGUCUUGUUCUAAUCUGGUGGCGAUGCUAACCUUCUAGCUGCUUCACUGUGAACUCCUCCGAGCUGCAGCACAAACAAAACAAGUAGCUCACCUGUUCUGAAGAUGUAGAUUAGCUACGUUUCUUUAGCGGCUAAGAGUUAGCACAGCAGCUCCAGACCAAACACCUGCCCCGCCCCCUUCAGAGGUGAAAUUCAGUCAGAAAAAAUUUACCCUAAAUAUGUAGUUGGAUUCUGGACCAGGAUCACUUGUGUAGCAGCUAACGGCUAGUUAGCAGCUAGCGGUAAGCAGGUAGCGGUGGCGCUGGGCUAAGUCCGGGCAGAGCAGGGGUGCGAUGGAGUACCACUCCGGUGGCAGCCUGCCCCUGCUGGGGAGACCGCGGUACUGCCCCGGGGCCAACGCUAAUGGAGGAUACCUGUGUGAGACGGGACACUGCUGCGGAGAGACCGGCUGCUGCACCUACUACUACGAACUCUGGUGGUUCUGGCUGCUGUGGACCGUCCUCAUCUUGUUCAGCUGCUGCUGUGCUUACCGACACCGUCGAGCCAAACUUAGAGUCCAGCAGCAGCAGAGGCAGCGAGAGAUCAGCCUGCUGGCCUACCAUGGAGCCAACUCCUACCCCUCCUCCAUGCUGGACCUCAGUUUCCUGGCAUCUCUGAAGCUUCCGUCCUAUGAGGAGGUGGCAGCUCAGCCCUCCACCCCCCCUCCACCCUACAGCUCUGUGUUCACCACCCCGCGCUACCCACAGCCCCCCCGCACCGUCGACCCCCACCUACUCACGCAGCAUGGCCCGUUGCUGCACCGGCCGCUCAGCGAUGGUCCCUCCUCCCUCAGCUCUGAUAACAGCUCCAGUUGUUCCUGUGACUCCUGCUGCCCCUCCUCUCCAUGUAGCUCCUCUCUAUCGGCACCCGUCACGUAUGAGACUGACACAAGCCACGCCUCCACACCCAGCGAGGCUGCGCCCCUCACUCUUGACGUCACCAUGGAAACCAUCACUGCCGCAGCUAACUGCUUAGAGGUAAAUGAGACACAAAUUGCUUCUGAGAGGAUGGUUGCCACGGUUGCCAUUGACAUCAGCGAUGCAAAUGCUGCCGGAGCUCAGGAACCUGUCGCCACGGACCCAUCGGUUCCCAACCAGACUGUUACUGUGGCCGUUGUUACCAGGGCGGCCUCCCCUCAGCCUCUGCCCUCUCCUGGUUCUGAGGUGGCCCUUCCUAUUGGAAUUACGUCUCCCAUAAAGCAACAGCUCGAUCUAACAUUGUGUACCCCGAUAGUCAGCACCUGUAGCUCAAGUACAGUCCCUAGUCCAAGUAUUGUUGACACAACUCUCCCCUCCAUCCAAAUACUAAGCAUUGGGGGCCCAGCUGAGGGUCCUGGAACUACCCCUACCCUGAAAAUCACCUCAGGGUCAGGCCCCUCUACCCCAACAGAUAGCACUUCUGACAGACCUACAACCAAUCUAACCCUAGAAACCCUGCAGCCAACAAGAACUUUUGAUACAGCCAAUGUUCCUAGUAACCCGACCUCAGUACCGUCCCCAGAUAUUGGAAGGACUUUGGCCCUGAUUACAGGCUCUGCUGGUCUCCCAACCGUGGACCCAAAUUCUAGCCUUGUGCCAACCCCAGCACCUUCAAACCUUACCCUUGCUCCAGACCCAGUGCCUGCAAACCUUAACCAAUCUCCAGAAGCAGUACCCACAAACCUUACCUCCUCUCCAGACCCAGUAUUGCCAAACCUUACCCAAGCUCCAGAGCCAUACCCAAACCUUACCCCCGUGUCAGACCCACAAACUAAAACCAACCUCACCUCAGAGUCCCCACACAACCCUGUUCAAACUCCUGCCCAUUCAAACCUUACCCUAGCCACAGAUGCAGCACCCACUUCACCUACCUUAGCUCCUUGCCAGAACCUGGAGCUGUCACCUGGGUCAGGUCUAUCCUUGGUUCGUCCAAGCCCAGAAGUACCCGCUGAUUCAGGUCCUCAUCUGGUCCUGUCUCAAUUGUCAGAGUCAGACAUUAUCAGUCCAUUACCACCAAAUAUCCAGGCUGGUUUUAGUUCUGGUUCUGGAUCACCCUCCAGUGUUGGUUCUAGAUCAGAUACACUGUCUGCUCCUGCCCCAGUGCUCACUCUCCCGACUCCUGCAUCCUCCUCUUCCUCCUCUUCCUGCCCAGCCAUAACCAUAGAGCCUGAAUCUUCUUUUGAUCCUUCUCAGUCACCCCUUUCAGCACCUUCCCCAUCCUCACCCCCAUCCAUUCCCUCUCCUCCAUUUAUCCCCUCCCCUCCAGCUUUGCCUUCCAGCUCCCUCCCAGCCCCAGCUUUACUCCUGGACCCCCUCACUGCUCUGCACCAGUCCGACAAAGGUGGAUCUUCCUCUGGCCAUGCAUCCUCACUCUCCCCGUCACCUCGUGCCACUCAGUCCCCUCCAAAGCAGACUCUCUUCUCCCCCUGUGUGGAUGUCUUUGAACCAGGACCUCCUAAUUGGGAGGACGGAGAAGAGGAGCAGGAGGAGGAGGACAAUGAUGAUGAUGAAGAUGAGGACAUGGGAGCUGAUGAGAGCCAGUAUAGACACCGACGACUGACUGGUGACUCUGGGAUCGAGGUGUGCAGGUGUCGGGUAGAGGAGGAAGAUGAUGAAGAGGAAGAGGAAGAGGAGGAGGGGGAAAGGAAGGAGGAUGGUAGGAGAGGAGGAGGAGGGGAGAGGGAUAAGAAAGGAGGUGGAAACGCUGAUCUCCAUGAUAGUGUGGACUGCCCUGCCAGAGGUCAGAUAACCACAGGGGAAGGACUUACACUAUGUAACCCCACCUCCACCACCACGCCAACAUCGGACGACGGUGGCGAAGUCGUCAUUGUCAUGGAGACAGUGUGAUUGACAGAAGUGGGCAGAUCAAACCGUUCGUCAUCCAAACAAGGGAUGAAGAGAAAGCAAAUUGUGGCGUCCACCCUUAAAACUGUUUUUGGAGGUUUGGGAGUUUGUGAAUGCAGAUGUUGAUGAGUUACAUCAUAUCAAUAAAUGUUGCUUGUUCAGCAGCUGUUAGACCAGCACAGGUAUCGGAUACGUCAUAGGAAGAGAUUCAGCAGGAAGCCUUAGCUCAACACUACACUUUUUAAUUGACCAUGGUUCCAGGCUUCUGCAUGGUGAGUACUGAUGUGUUUUAAUAGGAGAGGCGUUUACUCGGAUUGCAUCCAAGGUUGCACUACAGAACUGUUGUCAGCUAUUAGCAAAAUGUCCAGAAAAAUUAAGACCCUUGCUCCCCAUUUUGAUCCCAACAGAGUAAAACUGGAGAGUUGUCUAUUCAUGAUAAAUGUCUAAAUCUAUACCAGAGAUUAUGAACAGAGAGCUAGCUGAAACAGCUUGUUUAGAUGUGUCUGUCACGUUCUCAGUCAGAGUGAACAGUCUGAUAACAUAGAUGUGUUUGUGGAGGUUAAGGUGACACAGUUAACUGUCGUAUCUUUAGCUCUCAUUUCCAAAAUACUCAAAAUACUUCAGAAGAGUCAGUCAAAGUUACCCUGUGGAGUUACAGUCAGUCUUUGUCACUAAUGCACAUAUUGUGUAUCCUUGAUGCUGCAGUGUUAUUUCAAAGGGCCACUCCAUCAGUUUCACGCAUACAGGCUUAGAGAGGUGGAGCUUAAAAGACAGGAGAGGCAGGAAAGAAAAAUUAGAACAUCUCACCUGCUGCUGCUUCAAUUUUAACCUGUCUCUUGCAGGUCUCCUAACUUUGUGGAGGUGUGAUACUGAAUUUUUGGAGUACUCCUUUUAACCUGCAUUGUUUACAUUCCUAAUUACCAGCUACCGGUCUAAUUGUCCCCCGCAUUUCACCAGCACAUUGCUAUGUUUCUGGGCAAUUAUUCCCAUGAGCCAAGAAUUUGUGAAAUCAAGGGAUGUCUUAAACAGUAUAUAUCUCGUGCACAAUGGGGGACCUGCACAGCAAAACACUGUUCCAUAGAAUUAUUUGUGGCCAAAAAUCCACAGGGUACCUUUAACCUUAACUAUUAGUCAUUAAAGGCUUGCUAAUUAGCCAACAGCACACUAUGGUUUGCUAACUAGCUGACUUUUCUGAAUACAGACCCUGAUUAGAUCUUAGUCAGAAUAAGACACAAAUUUACCAUCAGUCAUUCACUGUUCAAGUCCAGUACUAAUUUGCAAAGCUAAUCCUGUGUCCCCGUCUAAUGGGAACUACUGUAAUUAUCAGUUACCAUCUUGUAACUCACUCAACGUCCAAGUCCAAGUCCAAGUUGACCGUGCACAGGUUUUUUUUAACCCUGUCUUCUAUUGACAUGCAAGCACAUAAAUCAGAAUAAUUUCUGUCUCUGCCUUCUGUCCCACAUGGCACGAACAUGGCAUAAAGCCUGCAAACAUGGUUGCGUUAGGGUGCAUUAUGCAUCUGACAGAAAUUACGUUGUUUCUUACGUCUAUCUGUCACCACCAUGAAAAGAGCAACUUUAAAUAGUUGAAUGUUUAGCAGAGGACACCUCGCUUGUCUUGGGUGAUGACGGGGGUUUGGAAACGUGCCGGGGACAAAUUGGCUGUUUUGAGAAAUGAAGAGAGACUGAAGUGGGAGGAUGAUUCACUCUGACUGACAGAAGAAGACUGAUUCAUUCAUUAGAGUGGACGUUUUGAUGAAGAAGUCUGUCAAGAAAACGGAAUUAGGUGGGUAGUUUAUGAAAUGGGAGAGACAGCUUCUCAGAUUUGAUGUGUUUGUGGCAACUUGAUCCUAUAUAGAAGGUUUCAGGGUGGAGGGAUCAGUUGGUUUCCUGUGCGUUGGCCUUUCAACAGAGAAAAGCUUUUGCAUAAGUAGGAAUAAACAAUAGCCGCUGUUAAAGAGAAACAAAGCACCAAACAGAACAGAGACGGGAACACGUCAUCAUUCCCGUCUUUGUCUCUUUCUCUGAAUUUGAGGUCAGAUGCAACUCGUAGACACCGCACAAGCUACUUUCAGUCCCUGUCUGAACUCUGAAAUAUACUUGUUUAUCUCUCAGUUCAUAGACAAGUCUCCUUAAUUAUCAUUCAGAAUCCUUAAUUCUUCUAAUUUUUAGACUAAAUUUACAUCAUCCAAAAAAGUUAAGCUCUUUCAGGGCCUUUAAAAAUGACAAUAACCUUAAUCCUGUUGAAGAAUAGGGAAGCCGAUUCAUUGGAAUUUAUUUUUAGGCCAUUGUUGUAACAUAUUAAUGUUUCAUACACUGUCCGAUCGAUAGGCGUGUCAAUAUUGAUAUUUUGUGACAGAAAGACUUGAAGGUAGAGUAUAUUUUGUCAAUGACAAGAGUGUUAGUAACAUUUGUAUUGUACAUGCUGGUGUAUUUCUAACCACCUUAGAGUCUGAAAUUAGUGAAGAGCAAUAUUUUUCAUCAGCAAGAGUCUGUGUGUAAAUAACCCCCUCCAGAAAAUUCAGGACAACUGCUUCAGGAAAAGUUGGUGCACGGUUCUCUGUGGUUUGAGCGACUGCUACACACCUUUGGCCAAUGAAAA